Molecule: messenger RNA, 1339 nt
Organism: Podospora pseudopauciseta
Lineage: Eukaryota; Fungi; Ascomycota; Sordariomycetes; Sordariales; Podosporaceae
Exons: 3
Coding region: 467-1162 (231 amino acids)
Biological process (GO): glutathione metabolic process
Cellular component (GO): peroxisome; mitochondrion
Molecular function (GO): glutathione peroxidase activity; glutathione transferase activity
Source: RefSeq, a predicted model, not a curated record
CACUUCCUUAAAGCCUCUCUCUACCACCCAACAGCAUGGGCUGAUUUUAUGGAAAUCUCUAGCAGCCGUUGAUAUCGAGCAACGUCUCAUCUCAUCGUCUCUCUCAUGCUCAGACUCUUUAGAAUGUCUUUCCAUCAAAGCCAUCGGUACCGCGUUUCCGUCCCCGCCUCCCGCCUCUCAGAAAUGCGGGGGAGUUCCUCGGCUUGAACGACCAGUCAAGUUGGGGUAGAACGGCUAGGGGAUAGCGUCGGCCAGCCCCCCGGGACAAGGGGACGACGUCAAUCGAGUAAUGUAGAUUAAUAUAAGUUGUUGACCUAAGGGCGCACCCUUUGCUUGUAUUCACUGCAUUGUUUCAUUACCUGCAGUUAUUAAUUUCUAAAAGAUAUCAAGGUACCACCGCUGCACCAUUCCCUCCUACCGUCCAUCACCACCACCACCACCAUCUCACUCACCGGUGUCUAACAUAAUGCUAACCCGAGUACUCCAGAUGGCCACCAAACCCAAAAUCACCCUCUUCGUUGACACCGUCAGCCCCUUUGCCUACGCAGCAUACCACAUCCUCCGGAACGACCCAAUCUUCCGCAAUAUAGAAGUAGAAUACAUCCCCAUCUUCCUGGGGGGCUUGAUGCACAAAUGCGGUAACACCGCUCCCAUCAAAAUCAAGAACAAAGACAAAUGGAUAAACCUCGAACGCCUCCGCUGGUCCACCCUCUUCUCCAUCCCCAUGUUCCCCGGCCUCCCGCCCGACUUCCCCGCCCCUUCCCUACCCAUAAUGCGCUCCCUCGCCACGCUUUCCCCCGCCCAGCUCACACCCGCGCUGGACCUCCUCUUCAAAAAGCACUGGGCCGACGGGGUAGCUACGCACAAACCGGAAAUCUUGAAAGAGACCUUGGUGGAGCUGUUUGGGGAGGAGGAAGCGAGUAAAGUGUUGGAGAAGGCCAAGACUGUUGGGAAGGAGGCACUGAUCAGGAACACUGACCGGGCUUUUGACGAGGGGGCGUUUGGGCUGCCUUGGUUUAGUGUGACGAAUGCUAAGGGGGAGAGGGAGGGGUUUUGGGGGGUUGAUCAUUUGGGCCAGGUGGUGGGGUUUUUGGGGUUGGAGGGGGAAUUGAAGACUGCUAGGAGGGGGGAGGGGACUAAGGGGUGGAGGGCAGUUUUGUGAGCUGGUGGUGGUAGUCUGACCGGGAUUGGGGAGGGCAGGGUCGGCGUGAGGGUGGUGAGGCUUGGAUAUAACUUGGAUAUUUUCUUGGGAUACACGGCUAGGAACAACAGAGCGUAUUGUUCAGAGUGUCAGACACUUGUUGGUGAAUUUGAGCUGUUGUUGAUGGUGAAAUCAUGG